This is a messenger RNA of Aspergillus japonicus CBS 114.51, 1473 nucleotides long. Its product is annotated as MFS general substrate transporter. Gene Ontology annotation, molecular function: transmembrane transporter activity. Bases 1 to 1473 code for a protein of 490 amino acids. The transcript has 3 exons. The record is from RefSeq and is a predicted model, not a curated record. Lineage: Eukaryota; Fungi; Ascomycota; Eurotiomycetes; Eurotiales; Aspergillaceae. Gene Ontology annotation, biological process: transmembrane transport.
AUGGACGGGAAAUCCGAAUCGCAAGGAUACCACUCUGCUGCUGGGAAUGACGAGGCAAUAUGCGGGCAGCCCCUGGUGGAUUACUACGAAACCAAUCCAGACAAUCCACGCAACUGGUCCAAGACAUGGAGGUGGUCCAUCGUGGUUCUCGUCGCAUGUCUAUGUGCAGAGGUACAGCUAUGCACCAUCAUCGCCGCGCCCGUCUCGCCUCAGAUCUUGACCUUCUUCCACUCCAAGAACCUCCUCUACCGCACCCUCCUCGUCACAAUCUGGGAGCUGGGCGAGAUCCUCGCCCCCCUCGUCUGGGGCCCGCUCUCGGAACUCUACGGUCGACGGUGGAUCCUCAACGGCGCGAACCUCCUCUUCAUCGUGUUCCUCGCCGGCACGGCCCUGAGCACCAGCAUCCAGAUGCUGAUCGCCUUUCGGUUCCUCAGCGGCCUCGCCACAGCCUGUAUCCCCAUCGGCCCCGGGAUCAUGAAAGACCUGUUCCGCAAAGAGCAACGCGGGCGCGCCAUGUCCGUCAUGUCGCUAACCAGCGUGGUCGGGCCUGUAGUCGGUCCCAUCAUGGGUUCGUAUCUGGGGGAGCGCGCCGGCUGGCGCUGGGUCUUCUGGCUUCCGACUCUGCUCUCCGGGGCUCUGGGGGUGCUGAUUCUGGUACUAUAUCGCGAGACAUAUAAGCUUACAAUCCUCAAACGCAAGGCUGCUACUCUACAACAAGACACACGCGCGGCCACCCACCACACCGCCCCCUCCCCUCCACACAGAAUACCCCACAAAAACGCCCUGAUCCUCCACCGCCCCCUAACCCUCCUCAUCCACUCCCCGGCCCUCGCCCUAGCAACCCUCCAUCUCAGCAUCAUCUACGGCCUCACCUACCUGGUAAUGACAACCAUCGCCCCCGUCUUCGAAGACCUCUACUCCUUCUCCGAAGGCGCCUCCGGCCUCGCCUUCCUAGGCCUGUGUCUAGGCUUCACCCUCGGCGCCCUACUCUGUAGCCUCCUGCUAGACCGGUACAUCACCCGCCGACGCAGCAACUCCAGCACGCAUGCCUCACAGACCCCAACAUCAACUCCAGAACAACGUCUCCCGCCGCUAUUCCUGGGGUGUCUCCUCACUUUCGCCGGACUAUUGCUGUUCGGGUGGUCCGUCCAUUACCGGAUUUACUUCCUGGUCCCGGUCGUCGGGACGGCGAUGGUCGGGCUCGGGCUCGCGGCGACCUCGAUCACGGUGCAGACGUACGUAGUGGACUCGUUUGGGGCGUGUGCGGUCAGUGCGAUCAGUGCGUUGAUGGUGGUGCGGAAUGUCACGGCGGCGGUGGUGCCGUUGGCCGGGCCGCCACUGUUUCGGGCGGUGGGGUACGGGUGGGGUGGCACGGUGCUGGCCGGUGUGGGGUUGCUGGUGGUGCCGGUGCCCGGGGUGUUGGUUCGGUUUGGGGGGCGGUGGAGGUAUGGGCCCUUACUACAAGAUAAAUAA